Messenger RNA from Leishmania braziliensis MHOM/BR/75/M2904, 2712 nucleotides. RefSeq lists its product as hypothetical. Bases 1 to 2712 code for a protein of 903 amino acids. NCBI's taxonomy places the organism in Eukaryota, Euglenozoa, Kinetoplastea, Trypanosomatida, Trypanosomatidae. Gene Ontology annotation, cellular component: Golgi apparatus. The record is from RefSeq and is a predicted model, not a curated record. The transcript has a single exon.
AUGCUUAAAGGCUGCAGUAGCGGUGGGAUGCGUAAGCUGCCCGGGAAGCACAGCCUCCCUACUGAAGUAUUGUUUCCCUCUAUCCCGAUGCCUCAAGCAAGAGUGCGUCAUGGCAAGCGACCCACUUUUUGCGUUCUCUACUGUUGUGCUAUAGCAGCUGCCCUGAUGCUUCUCUGCGCGUCUGUGAACUACUUGGCCUUCUCAGGCGGUUUUGCUAAAAACUCGCGGCAAUUGUAUGCCACUGCCGAACCGACGGCCGAGUACGAUAUUAUCAAAAAAUUAAUGGACGACGCGGCGGCUCGUAGAUUACAGAGAUGGACGACCAGCCCACCAGCGACUGGACCAAGGGUAAUGGAGACAGAGACGCCGACAAGGACGAUCGACUCAACGAUGAGAAGCACUACUGAUACCCCCGAUGAUGAGUCCUCCUCUCCGUCACCCACGAUGCCAGAAACGGUUAAAACAAGCGGCAUGCACUCACCGACGCCAACCUACCACAGUACUGACGAAAGCAAAAACUCAGCGCGGUUAGGUCUGAUAAACGUGUCUGAAGACACACCGCUCAUACCGACGAUCACAGCAGGUGAACAGACCCAACAGCCAAACAUUUACAAGAGUAAUUUUCUGCAUCCCCAACACAACGGCGAGUACCUGCCAGAGGAGGCGCAACGGCUGCCUGGGCUGCAGAUCCAGCGGCGCACCUUCACCCCGGCGGAGCUGCUUGCACGCUUCGGCGACACGGACAUCGUGUACAGCUUCGUUAACGGCAGCGAGGUCAACCAUGAGUAUCGAAAGGCGAUGGUGAAGUACUGCAUAGACACGGUUCUGCUUGCGGAGAACGCUUCAUAUGUAAUGGGGUCUACGCUCCUGGUUCCCACCCCUGACCCUGCCGAGCUACCGUCGAGGGCUACUGCCAGUACACAGGGGACCCGCUCCCACCCUCUGUUGGGGUCCGACCAUUGCACCCGAGCGUUUUUCAAAGGUGGGCUCGAUCGUAUCCAUACAGUGCGUGACUUCCUCCGCGCUGCCGAAGCUGCUGCCCGCAGCGGUGUCGACAACCGUGAUCGCGAGACGGACGAGCUGCGGCACAGCCUGCGCAGCCUGGAGCAGCACGUGCGGUGGCACCGCGGCCGCGUGGUGGUGGUGUCGCCCGGGCACCACCCGACGUGGGUGGACGGCGCGAAGAACUUCCUUGCCGGGCUGUGCGGCGACGCGCGCGUGCAGGCGCUGCGGUCGAGCGGGACGCACCUGCGCGUGACGACGGUGCACCAGGACGCUGUGAUGCCGUACGGGAUGCGGCUGACGGUGGACUCGCACGUGAUCGAGCAGCACCUGUGGCGCGUGCGCAACAUGACGGCCGUGCACGUGUACAUGAACGACGACUACUUUGUGAACCGCGACGUCGCGAUCACGGACCUCUUCAACGAGUACGGCGGCACGAUCGUGCGGACGGAGAACGGUGUCAUUCCCGCCGGCGCUGUCGCCGAUCAUAGUGCCUCGUGGGCGAAGGGCGUGCGCCACACCCAGCAGUUCAACAUACGCGAGCUGGACGUUCUGCACGAGGACUACCUGCCGGAGGCUCUCGCCACCAUGUGGGACAGGCUGAGGCGCGUGCACAGGGGUGGCCAUGCCGGUGCGGAGGCGCUCAUUUCCGUGCCGCCCCUUGACGAGGCGGUCGAUGUGGCGCACCAAUACGAACCGGAUCCGCUUCCCGUGACGCCCCUCUUACCACGCCGGCUGCGCCGCUACGCCACCCACGCGCCGUUCGUGUACUGCACGAACAUGUUUCGCUUCUUCGAGACCCGCUACGAGCGCGAGUUUGCCGCGACCGCGCUUCGCCACCGCAGUCGCAAGGCUCGCGACUUGUUUGUCCCAUUUCUGUACAACGCCUUCAUCAUGGCGCGGCCAUGGCAGGCGUCGCCGAGGUUCCUGCCGUACCUGCUGGAGCUGCACCGGAGCCGACGGGAGGCGCGCACGGACGCGAUGCCGCCGACGCAGAUCGUGCUGGACAACUUCGACGGCUGCGGCCCGGCAUCGCUGCGCGGUGGCUCUGUGGCCUCCGAGUGCAUGUUUGGCAAGUUUGUGGAUAACGUCACUGCGAAUGAGGCGGUGAUGGAGCGCGUGCGGCAGACUAACCCGCUGUACUUCAACAUCAACGCCGGGUUCAGCACGGCGGAGGCCGCGGCCCAGCUGCGCAGCUUCCUGCACGGCAAGUUUCCGACCCCUGUCUACCUGGAGAUGGGUGGAGCCCCGACCGCGGGCGAGGACGUCGCGUACGGCGCGGAGGAGGGAGCGCUGUCGAGGCUGUUUGGCGACCUGAUGGCGCUGCCGGUGGUGUGUGUGGUGUCGUACGAGGAGGGCGUGUGCCCGCUUGUGCGGAGCCUUGCGCUUGCGUUCGCGGGGCACCACCGCGGCGGCGUGCGGGUGAGCGUGGAGCAGCACGGCGGCGCGACGCUGCGUGAGACGCGUGCGGCGCUUGGGCACGGCGUGGUGAGCGCGAUGCCCGCGCCUGCGUGCACGUACGGCGAGCGUGUGCGCGUGGGGCCCGCGACGGGUGGUGAGGACAUAUCGGACAUUGCGCGGCGUGCCCUGGACGCGAUGAGCGGCGGCGUGGAGCUGCCGGUCAUCCCCCAACGCGGCGUGGCGUUGCUUUGCCACUCUACAGACGUGUCGCUCUCCCUCCCUCGUCUCCCUCUUCUAUUCAGCAGCUAG